CGGCCCUGGCUAGUAGCGCUCCCCCAGCGCGGGGGGAGCGGAGCGGCCCGGAGCUGCCGGGAUGGCUGAAAAAGAUUCCAAAGAAGAGAUUGUCAAAGCUUUCAAACUCUUUGAUGAUGAUAAAACUGUCAAAAUCUCUUUCAAGAACCUCAAGCAUGCCGCCAAAGAACUGGGGGAAAAUCUCACUGAUGAGGAGCUGCAGCUGUACAGCUUAUACCUGACAUCCUUCGGGACAUGAUCGAUGAAGGAGACAGAGAUGGAUAUGGGGAAGUGAACAGGCAAGAAUUCUUGUGGAUCAUGAAGAAGACCAGCCUUAACUGAAACAGAACUGCUCACUCGUGCUGGCAGUGCAUUUCUACAGUCUGCCCCGAGCAGCCCCUCUGAUCCCCAGCACAGUGCUUGGAGUCCUUCUCUUGAUUUUAUCAUCUCUUUUGGCGUACGCAGGAAUUCGGAGAAGUCCGAGAAAUGCCUCUGUGUUCUUAUCUCUCUGUCUGACCAUCUCAGUAUUCUGGUGUGGCUAUGGAGUGAUCUUCGUCCUGGAAGGGCAAGGAGUUUUGAACGACGCUGGUGAUUUCCGCAGUGCCAUGGUGCCUGGCCUGGUCACAUUCACUUUGGCACUGCUCAUUAUUGCAGUGGUGGGCUUCCUUUGCAGAGAGGUCGUCCUAGCUAUGAUUGCUUCUGCUGUCUCACUUGCCAGUGCUCAUGAAGUCGCCAUGCUUUAUAGCACAGCUUUCGGUUCCUCAGCUGUGGCUUGCAAUUACAUGAUUGUCUGCUUGGUUGGUGGUUAUUUUGCUCUGGGCAGGAUUCUCUAUUUCCUAAACAAAGAGAAAAUUGCCCUCCCUGGUACAGAUCUGGCCAAGAACAAGACCCACAAACAGGUCCAGUCCACCAGUGGCAGCGGGAGUCAUUUUGCAGUUGUCGGUCUGAUUCUGAACAUGCUGUCUGCCAGUGUCUUUGGCUGUAGGCUCCUGGGCAUCACUGGCAAACUGGUUAUUGGGCAAGUGCCCUGGCUGUGGGCAGCUGGGAUCUACCAGAUUGGCAUCUGCAUUUUAUCAUACCGUGCCAUGGAUGCACUAAUGGCUACGUUCUUUGGUUUCACUUCCAUCCUGAAAUUUGCUGAAGGCUAUUGCCUUUUGUACCCAAUCUGGCAACCAGAGGAGCCAUCUUUUCCUACUCCAUUCUUGGUGGUUUUCUCAAUUCUUUUUGCAGUCUUGGGCCUUUUUCUCACUCUUAAGAGCCCAGUAGAUGGCCUGUAUUUGCUGUUUUACGUGGCCUACUGCAUUGCAUUAGCUUGCCAUCCUAAGGGGUUUUUGGAAGGUGGACCCCAAGGCAUGGAUGUGGCCAUCUUUGUGGGCUCAGCCUUGAUGACUCUAAUUCACCUGUACAAUGUGAAAGCAAGUGCCAAGAUCCCAACAGGGAAGGAUGCUAUGAAGGCCCUUCUCGCUCGCAGCAGUUUCCUGAAGCUUCGUGAAGGGACAGACCUUCAUACCCCAUACCUGGGGUAUUCCAAAUACGCAGACGCAGAAGUACUUGGCUAUGCAUGCAGUGUCCUUGCUUCUUUUGCUAUAACAAUGCCAGGAGACCCACAGGCUCCACUUGCUGUUGUUGUGAUUCCAUGGGUAGUGGUAGCUGGUGGGGUCCUUAAGCUUCUAGGCGGCUCAGUGGCCUUUGCCCGGGGUAAAACCCUGGAGAGCAGUGCCUUCAUUCUCUAUGGUGUCCUGUGGAUCGUCUGGGGCCUGACCAGGUAUGGUGGCCUCUAUGGCACCACCAGAAGCUUCCAUGCAGCAGUAGGCAUCGUUGCUUUCAUGCUCUUCAAUGGCUUCAUUGUCUUCUGCACGCUUUUCUUAAAUAUCACUUGGUUUUUUUACUCCCUCACGUUCUUCCUCAUCACUGUCAGCUUCUUGCUGGAUUCCAUCCAUGCUCUCCCAGCUGGCUAUGACGUCGCUGCCACGCUCAUCUUUGGCCUGGUCAGUUUUUACUGCUUCCUGUCUGCCCUUUUCAACAGCAUCUUUGAGGGCUCCUGCUUGCCAAUGGGUAGGCCCAUUGUGCAGCUUAGAGGUGUGGGGGGAGGAACAACCAAGUGCCUUCAUCUGCCUGCCAGGAAAGCUUCCUCAGUCAAGAGAAUUGCAGCUCUUCUGGGAAUUACAGCCUCUCACUUCCAGUCGCUCAAGUGGUUCUGCCCUGUUCACAUGCCAACAGAUAUCCUGAAGAACGGAGGGACUUGUGGCAUCCCCACAGACACUGUGUAUGUGCUUGUGGCAGCCUGUAAUCGGCCUGAUGCUGUGGAGAAAGCUCACCAGUCCAAGCACCAGGCUCAGGAUCGCCCCAUGUCACUCUGGAUUUCCAGCCUAAAGCAACUGGAACCUGCAAAGCAUUUGUUCACUCCCCUCCUCUGGGACUUCAUGGAGUCUGCCUGGCCAUCUCCUAUCAGCUUGGUGGUUCCCAGAGGUGAAUGGGUGGACUUCCUGGGAAUGAAAGACUCUGCUAUAUAUGUUGGGACCCCUCAGAGUGUUGCCAUCCGUAUCCCUGACUGCUCUGUCACCACGCACCUCAUUGACUUGGUUGGCCCCAUUGUGGUCACGUCAGCAAAUCCAACGGGAGAGGCAGACACAACCCACCACAACCAAGUGUACGCCAAGCUGGGAGAUAAGGUGGAUGCAGUUCUUUGUGCUGGGCCUUCUCCAGAGAACAUUGCCUCCACUGUUGUGGACUGCACCAAAAUUGACAGUGGAAACAUCGGGUUCUUCAGAGUUGGUAUUAUCCCCAAGUCUCAGGUGCUGCAGAUACUGGAGCAGGUGCAGAAGAAGCACACACUGGUUCCUAACAGCGGCACUUGGACCACAAAAGGCCAGGAAGAACGUGUGAACCAGAGCCACGCUGUGCAAAACGGGGUGGGCACGGCUGCCUUGGAAGGGACCACACUGGCACCGUCCACCACCGAUGGCCAUGAGAACCUCACUCGCUUCUGACUCCAUGCAGGUCAAGCAGUUACGUGCUCGCUAGGAAGGUGUUUGCUGGGAAGUGCCAUCUAGGCUAGAGUGGGGAAAGGGAGUGGUUUCUCAGCUGUGGGGGUGACUUAUUCAUCUUUCUAUGGAUCCUGCUACGCUAUCCCAGCACAGAACUGACAAACCACCAUCACUCAGAAGUAACAUUUUCACUUACAGACACUGCCGGCUUUCACUGAAGAUCAGCCACGACCAAAGAGAGGGUUAUGUUGGUGACAGACUAGCCCAGAGUACUCAAACGGGAGUCAAUCCCUUCGGUUGGGGCAUGUGAAGGGUUUCAUGAGUACACAUUGGGGGGGAAAAGUGCUGCUUGAAUCUUGUGGUGGGAAGAGGGAGAACAGUAGAUGUUGACAGGUGCUGUGGUGGUGGAUACAGUGGGCUUUCUAAUACAGGGGAGACACAUGUCCUUGGGAGCUGGGGUUGUGCUGAUAGGUCUUCUUGAAGGUCAUGGAACCCAACACUAAUAAGAAAUGCUGUUAUCUGAGGUGCCAUUUUCUGUGUCUCAGUCACUGUGCAUGUGGAAUUACCAUUUUGAUGACACCAAUAUCUUCUUAGAAGUGCUGGAGGGUUAUGAAAGACCUUCCUUUCCAAUGUUAUCUUAUGCAGAGUAUGGAUUCCAGGAGAAUCGUCUGCACUGCAUUUGAGGGUGCUGGAAGCUGGUCUCUUGCCUUAUAGCGUAACCAUUCAUAUCUCAUGGUACAUUUCCUCCAGAGUGCAGGUUGAGUGCAGAGUCAUAGCUGCUGACCAGGAGGAGGUGAAGAGAUGCUUCAAGCUAACGUGAGGAGUCUUCCUUGGCCAAGACUUCCUAUGGUUCUGCUGUCAGCAGCUUGUUUAGUCUCUGAAAACUCUUGAUCUUAUUCUCACCCGACUCAGGUGCAAGGUGCUGAUCAAACUCCAGCUGAAACCAAUGAAUUGAUACAUUGAUUUCACCUGAAGUUCUGCUGGAACUUAAAUGCUGUGCAGUCAGAGGAGCUCAACCUCUAUGAACUAUGGCAAAACCAGGUCUUUCUCAUCUUGUUCUUACAGAGCUGGCUCUCUUCCUGCAGAGAACAAUUCCAGAUAGUUGAAUUUGUUGAAUAUUUGCUGGUCUACUUACUGUAUCUCUUUUGAGUUUA
Messenger RNA from Cuculus canorus (common cuckoo), 4120 nucleotides. RefSeq lists its product as uncharacterized. Gene Ontology annotation, cellular component: cytoplasm. Bases 585 to 2969 code for a protein of 794 amino acids. NCBI's taxonomy places the organism in Eukaryota, Metazoa, Chordata, Aves, Cuculiformes, Cuculidae. Gene Ontology annotation, biological process: regulation of translational fidelity. The record is from RefSeq and is a predicted model, not a curated record. Gene Ontology annotation, molecular function: tRNA binding; double-stranded RNA binding; nucleotidyltransferase activity. The transcript has 11 exons.